UUCUGUUUUGUCACCAGAGAGUAAAACAUCGCCUGAGUUAAAUGGCUCAGACACUGCAGUACGUAAGCAGUCGGCUGUCAAUGUUACAGAUAGAUGAAGAGGACCUUGAAAGAAAUGCGCAGUUUGGCAAAGUUCUUAUUGAACUGUGUCCGCUUUUGGGGCCUAAUGGUGGCAGUGCCAACCUCAACAGAGAACUGGAGGAGACACGAAGGGAGUUGUUGCUGCAGAGGAAAAUGUGGAUGAGGUCAGAAGUGAUCUAUCAACUGGUGCAGGAGAUGCUCCUAGAUCUUCAGGUUAGAAAGCAGGAGGGUUCUUUAACUGAGGAAGAAAGAAAGUUUCAGGAUGGUUUGCAACAAUGCAUGCUAGUUUCAGAGUGCUCUCGACUGCUUACAGCUGAUUCUGUGCCACCAUCGGACUCUACAUCUAUACUUGGGCUUGAUAAGCAAGAUCUGCUUGACCUACUUCCACCAAAUAUGCUUGUUCUGUGGGUUAGAGAUCGUCUGCAGAAACAGUUGGAAGAAGCUUUGAAAAAGAAGUGUUUUACGUUUCUGUCCUUUCAUCAGCCUGAGACAGAUGAGGAAGGUGAUGUACUCCGUGCAGCAAAAGUUCUGCGUUUAGCCAGCACUCUGGAGGAUGAGAAGAGACGUUUACAGAAUGAGCAAGAGAAGCAUCAGGAGAUGCGGGCACUUCUAGAAAAGCAGCAGGAGAUUUAUCCUCAUGUUCUGCUACGCUGUCUGUCCCUUCUUAGACAAGCUGCCUCUGAACUCCGUCUUAGAGCUCAGUCUGACAUUGAUCGCAUAAAUGCAGAAUAUUUGGAGGCUAAAAGUAAUGCACUAUUUCUAAAACUUAGGAUGGAAGAAUUACAGGUCCUAACUGACUGUUAUACCCCAGAGAAGGUUUUAGUCCAUCGGCAGAUAAGGGACACCUUGGAGGCUGGAGUGAAGAAGGAGAAGCAGGAGUUGUCAACAUCCAGGCAGAUUCUUUCUUCCUAUGAGUUCCUUGGGCCUGAAUUUGAAGGGCUAGUGCAAGAAUACACUCGUUUGAAAGAUAAGAUUAAGGACAACCGUUGGAUGCUUCAGGAACUCAGCAAGUCACUGCCCUAGAGAUAUCAGUUUUUGCAAAAUGGACUCCAUUCAUUCACUUGGGUGACAAAAGACCGUUAUCAAGUUUGUUUGGGCUGAUUGCUUAAAUGAGAGGAUGUCUCACUACAUAUACCAAUAUCUUAUUCUGUACUAUUCUGGCAGAUAAAAUGUUAAUUUUAUUUAUAUUGCAGGAUGCUCAAUUGAAACUUCGCAUAGAGAUGCCUUGACUGAUUUCAACUAUGCAGCCCAACAGCCUCAACACAUAUAGGAUUUUAUGGCUACUUUAAUGGAAUAGAUUAGAUACAAAAUCCUAAUUAAAACUGUUGCAGAAAUUGCAUUGUUUUCUGACCAGUAUGCCGUUGAAAACAACUGUGACUUUACACCUAGUGUUUAGUGUUAAAUAGUUCGUUGUCUUCGUGAAUGAGCUUUUUUUGCUGGUGAAGAUGUAGUGAAAGAUGGCGUUUGGCAAGUGUAAAAUAUACUAGAUAGAGGCCCUUUGUAUAUAUUCCUUUACGCACUUAUAUAUUAUGCCUCUGUUUACAUAUGUUUUUGCAAUCAAAUAUUAAAAAUCUAAAUCUAUUUUUUUUUUUAUUUUGGAAUUUCAUUAAAGGUAUUGAA
Molecule: messenger RNA, 1700 nt
Organism: Xenopus laevis (African clawed frog)
Lineage: Eukaryota; Metazoa; Chordata; Amphibia; Anura; Pipidae
Gene: haus4.L
Product: HAUS augmin like complex subunit 4 L homeolog
Biological process (GO): centrosome cycle; spindle assembly
Cellular component (GO): HAUS complex
Molecular function (GO): microtubule minus-end binding
Source: RefSeq, marked provisional